UUCAAGCAAUCCCAAAGGUGCUUUUUCAAGAGACAACUGGACUUUCUGGGGUUUUCUUUCUUUUUCUUUGAAGAUGUUUUGCUUCUCAUCCAAGAAGCUUCUUCAGCAAAGAAAAAGCAAAGAAGCUUCUUCAGCAAAGAAAAAGAAAACCAGAAAGUCCAGUUGCAUCUUGGAAAAAGCACCUUUGGGACAACCAUGUUGUCUGAAUGACUGAAAAUCUCCAUAGACAUCUUUAGAGCAAUGUUUUUCCACCUUGGCAACUUAAAGAUAUCAGGACUUCAACUCCUAGAAUUCUGGUGGUUAAAGACCAUACAUCUUAAAAUUGUCAAGAUUGGAAAACACUGCUUUAGGGCAUGACAAAGAGCAUGACAAUUAUAAUGCCCCCACAACAGCAGAGGCAGCAUGACAUUUCCCCAACAACCCACAAUCACUACAUAAUUAUCCAUUGCUACAUAUUAUGUUAUAUACGUUAUGCAAUGGAAACUGACUCAGAUGAGCAAAAUAAAGAUAACGGUGUUUAGAUUUGUUAGUGAACAAAUUUAAAAGAGUGAACAGUGGAAAGAAAGAGCUCUCUUUGGACUUUGAUUAAUUGAAACCAUGUUUAUCAGAUUUUUUUAGGCAAUUUGAAAUAUUUAAAAAUUAAAAUAAUUCUUAAAAAAAAUAAAAGUAGAGCAACAACAUAGUACAAAUUAAUAUAAUUACAGAUGUAAACAUUGUACAAAUAAACAAGUGAAACAAUUCAUGUAAUAGUUUAUUAGGAAUAUCCAAAACUUCACAGGCUGUUUAUAAAAUACCCAUGAAGUGAGGAACUAAUUAGACCACAUGCAUACAUUGCAACACAAAUUCUGCACCAGCUGUACCUGUGUGUGAUAUUGCAACUCAUGUAUCCAAAAGUGAAAUUUACAUCCUGUUUUACAAUGCAUUUUUCAUCAUUCUGACUUUAUAAUAGCUAGCAAAAAAGAAACCAUCCACAGAUACAGUAGCUGGAUAUUUUACAAGGACUGCUGCCACCACAAAAAAGACCCUAUCUCAUAUAUAACUAGCCUAGUAAAUUUUACUAGUAGAUUCAAGUGUAGGAAUUCCAAUCUUAAGAGUCUCAAGUUUCUACAGAGAUGAAAAGUCCCAAAUUAUUUAGUCAUUACACCCUGUUGCCGAUAAGAUAUUAAUCAUCACUUUGGUCCAGCUAUGUUUCAGAUGACUUGGCAGAUUUUACUACCCUAAAAGAACAGUAACAGUAACAGAGCUGGAAGAGACCUUGGAGGUCAUCUAGUCCAACCCGCUGCUCACACAGGGGGAUUCGAACUGCCAACCCUUCUGAUCAACAAGCUCAGUGUCUUAGCCACUGAGCCACCUAGUCAGAGUAUAAAACCACCACAGGAAAUGUUUGAUAACAUGAUUAAGUGGGAUACUGGUGAUACAUAACUCUGCAUUUGUCAAAAUGGUGGUAUUUAUUAUAAAAAGAAGUCAAAAUAUUUUUGGGAUGGGUGAGGAGAUCCAACGAAAAUCUUGUUGAUUUUCUGAUCCAACGUGGAACAGGCAUUAAAAAAAAUCACCAUUAAAAAAAUAUCUUAAAGCUGAUGUAGAGGUGCAUAGGUGGUCACCUGUUACUUUGGAUUAUCUACGUUUCUUCUUUUUCCUCAAAUCUUUUUUAAUCUAUUAAUGCACAGGAGAAACAAACAUGCUUCUGCCUGUAAAAAAAAAAUCUCUUGGUUGAAUGACCUAAGAAUGAAAAUAAAUAUUUCAUGUUCUUCCUGGUCUUUUUUAAUCUAUGUACUUUAAUUGCUGUACAGUCCAUGCCCAUAGACAAAGUUCAAUUGUACGUGGAUUUUAAGUUCCUGAUUAAUAUCAGUUCCUGAUUAAUAUCAGUUCCAGAUUUGCUCAAGAAGUGAUUGAAAUUUAAUAUAACUUCAGUAGGGACCAAUAUUACAUCUGUAAAUGACAUUGUACACAAACAUUAUCUGAAACCUACUGAAAGCAUAUCUAUCUGACAAAGAGUAUACUAUUUUCCAUUGUACUAUAUAUUGGAAAUAAAAAUAUCUUGAUUAUCCUAGCCUAGAAACACAAGAACCAGGAAAAGCAUGCAUAAUAUGGUUGAAUGGAGGAGGUGUGUUAUUUGCUUAUAUCUAUCAGCUAUUCUAGUGAUGUAAAUAUAGCCAAAAUUGGGGAGGUAGCUGCCUUGGGUUGUACAAAGGGAUGUGUGCCUGGGCCAAACAUCCUUUAAAUAUUAACCAGCCUAACCCACAGAUACCCACCCAUCAGGGAAUCCAAUAUGAGGAGGGUGGCAUAUUGGUAGGGUUGGUAUCACAAAUGGCAAUUGUGAAGGAGCAAACCAGAAGGGGAAAAAAUCAUCAGUAUAAGAAGUAAAAGAAGUUAACUAUGAAAAUCAGGAAACACAUUCCCCCUUCCGCCAUUUCAACAUUUUCUAUUUUCUUAGAUAAUGAAUAUGUGACAGUAGUCUAUGGAGAUUCUCAAUCAUCCAGGUCAUGGUUGUCCCAAAGGUACUGUUAAGAAAAAACAGCUGGUCUUCCUUGUCUUUUUGUUUUUUCUUGAAAACAUUUCACUUCUCACCCAAGAAGCUUCUUUAGUUCUUGGGUGAGAAGGGAAAUAUUUUCAAGGAAAAAAAAUUAGAAAACCCAGUUGUCUUUUGAACAGCGUAUUUGUGGUAGUCAGAGUAACUGCAUUUGUACUUAUGCAUACUUUUUACUAUUGUGUGUUUAGGGACCCCCGCCCCCCAAAGGACAUCAGGUGGGAAGAAAACCACCCCAAGAAACAGAAAAACUUCCCACAAAAUAAAAAUCAAGCUGUACUUUCUCGCUGACUAAGAAAGUAACCCGAAGCAUUUUUCGCAACAUCAAAUAUCCAUGAAUGAGAUACUUUCAGAGGGUGGAUUCAGCCAGUUCGGACUGGUUCAGGUGAACCAGAUGUAAAUUUUAUGUCCAGUUUGGUGAACUGGUAGUUUUGAUGACCGGCUGUCCCCACCCACCCCACUCCACCUGUAAUGUAUUUGAAUUUCAGGAGGGAAAUUUGGGCGGGAAAUUGCACGUUGCUGAUUGGCUGAUGCCUCAGCCAAAAUACUAUUUAAAGAGGGGUUUUGCCUGUUGGUUUUCGCUGGGAUCACAAUAAACCAAAGAGCUGUUGUCACUUGUAUCGUCUCCUGCCUUGUCAUUGCCCGAACUUAACAUUGGCGACGAAGGUGGGAUUUUGAAGGGAGUGAGACUAGGGAAAGAGCUGAAGGAGCAACGUAACUUCAAACCCAGCCAGUAUCAAGGGCGGAUACAUAGCGAUGUCUAGCUAUACGCCGCCAGCGCCAUUCGACCCAGCCAAGGAGAAAUGGGGGUCGUACAUGGCUCGCUUCGAGUGUUUCCUCAAAGCUAACGAACUGCAAGGAGUAUCGGAUAAUCGGAAGCGAGCCUACUUCCUGAGCCACUGUGGGCCAGAAGUCUUCGAUACUGCCGAAUCGCUGUCGGAACCAACGGCGGUACAGUCGGUGCCAUGGCAAACGCUACAGACGAUGCUACGAGCACACUACGCGCCGGUGCCAUCGAAGUUUAUACAACGGUUCGAGUUGAGGCAAAGAGUUCAGCGAGAGGGUGAAUCGAUAAGUGUGUACAUGGCCGCAUUAAGGAAAGCCGCAAACCACUGUGAGUAUAGAGACUUGGAGGACUCUUUAUUAGAACAACUCAUUUGUGGGGUCAGGGACAUCCGACUACAGAGGCGGCUGCUGUCGAAAAGCAACCUAACCCUGGCGAUAGCCCUGGAUGAGGCCAAGGCACACAAGAUGUCCACCAAAGCAGCAGAAACCUUACAAAAGCCGAACACGCCAAAUGCCGCGGCGAAAGCAACGCCAGUCCACAGUGAAGAAAUCCAGGCCGAAUCGGACGGUGAAGAAGAGGAAGAGGUCUUCCACAACGGGAGGCCGGAGAGAGGCGACCGGGACGAGUGCGUGAGUUGCGGAGGCCAACACCAAUGACAGAAUUGCAGGUUCAAAGACGCAAUUUGUCGGCGUUGUGAAAAGAAAGGACACAUAGCUCAGGCCUGCCGAGCCUCUCAACCUUCCCGCCCAAAAUUCAAACCGGCCAAUCAACAGGGCGCCAGAUACGCAAAGCGGCCAGGGAUUGGUCAAUUCAAAAAUGGCGCGAAGUUGAAUCAGACCACUGUGAGAGUGGGCCACGCAUCGACACGGCUAGAGAAGAAAAUAUUCACCAAGACACACAUCGAAGGAGUGCAGUGUAAAAUGGAGGUGGAUACCGGCUCAUCAAUCACAAUUAUGUCUUGGGACACAAUCACAAGGGACCUACCAGACGUCACGAAACGCCAGCUGCAACCCCAAAAGCUGAGAGUGCAAGACUACCAGGGGAACCGAAUCCCUGUUCGAGGGGUCACGUCUGUCAGAGUGAAAUAUGGACAAUUCAAGAAAACCCUGCCGAUCACCAUCGUAGAUGGAAACCUGCCCAGUUUGCUAGGUCUGGACUGGUUCAGAGCCUUGGGCAUGGAAGUAACCGGGAUUCACAGAAGCGGAGUCAACCUAAAGGACGAAUUGUUGAGAGAAUUCGAGGACGUUUUCCAAGACUGCCUGGGCAACUAACUCAAGCCCGAGGCGAUCGGAGAACUUAGCUGACUCUGAAGAAGUCCAGCGACACCAACCGGCUCCUCCAGAGGACAGCAGGGACGACUCUGCCAA
Molecule: messenger RNA, 4681 nt
Organism: Ahaetulla prasina
Lineage: Eukaryota; Metazoa; Chordata; Lepidosauria; Squamata; Colubridae
Exons: 2
Coding region: 3284-3970 (228 amino acids)
Source: RefSeq, a predicted model, not a curated record